UAUCAGCAUACUUUCAAUAUAGACAUUCUGUGAGCUGGUUUCCCAUUAAAGUGCUUCAUCAAAGCUACUUUUAUUUAUUUUGUAACUAGCAAACAUAUUGUGAGAGGAUAACUGAAGGGAUAAGCGGCCAGCUCUGGUCUAGUUAUAUAUGUCCUAUUAAUAGGCCUGGCUCAGACUCACAAUGUUCAGCUGUAACCGAACUCCAUCUGUCAAGUCACGUCCUCUCCCUGCUCUCCCCUCUACAGUAUCACUGCAGCCAGGCUAGGGGCACUCUGGUCUGUGCCACCCUCCAAGCCAGACAGACGGCAGGACACGCAGACAGCUGCCUCUCCGACCAGCCUGCAUUAUGGAGGCUCUGUGUGUCCAACCCAUGGAGGAGACGGGGGUGAUGAGGGAAGAACUGGGGAAAAUUGGGGAUCCGGAUGAGGUCGGACCGGAGGCCUCAACUUCCACCACAGACGAGGAAACAGAUGAGGAUUCGGAACCAGAACCCCCGCUGGUUAUUCGCAGGAAGGUGUCCUUUGCAGAUGCGUUCGGCCUCAACUUGGUGUCUGUUAAAGAGUUUGACAACGCCGAGGUGGCAGAGUCAGAGGUCAGCCGGUCCGGCGAGAGGGAGGUGGCCCAUUCAUCGGAGGAGUUCUACAUAAGUUGUCUGUUUACAGUCCCCUCAUCCCAAGAGGAGCUGGACCAGAGGCUGCAGGCACAAAAGGUCGAGCUGGAGAGCAUUGAGCUUCUCCCAGGAACCACGACGCUCCGUGGCAUCAUCAGAGUGGUCAACCUCUGCUACAGUAAGUGCGUUUACGCCCGGAUCACUCUGGAUCGCUGGAACAGCUACUUCGACCUGCUGGCAGAGUACGUGCCCGGAUCCAGCGACUGGAAAACAGACAGGUUUACCUUCAGAUACACUGUAGUUCCUCCCUGCGAGAGAGACGGGACCAGAGUGGAGUUCUGUCUCCGUUAUGAAACUUCAACGGGCACAUUCUGGGCGAACAACAAGGGACUUAACUAUGUGCUGUUCUGCCACCAAAAAGGACACGUAAAGGAGCCUCAAAUGCAAGAGGAGAGCAGCGGCUACAAGAGCAAGAGGAGCUGUCUCAAAGCUAACAGGGGCGGAGGUGCAGAGGAAAAGACCAGAGAAACUUGUAGCAUGGCAACAGCUGCUGCAGAGGUAGAACCAACACAUAAAGCAGAAAAGGCUGACAGAAAGACGGUGAACAGCAUAAAGCUGCGAUCGUUCUUAUACCGUGACGAACACAAACCUUUGGUGGAAAGCAUAAAAAGCAGGCACAAAUCAACACGUUCGGCACGUGUGCAGGACCAGCUCUCCCAAAGGAAGCAGCAGGCACGAAAGCUUUCUCCACAUGCCUCAGCUAACGGCCAGAAAGCGUCUCGGUCCACGCCGGCUCCGUGGGGCUACUCUGCCGGCUUUCUCUAUAAAUGCCAAAAGACUCAACCAAACGAGAGUCCACAGGUCCUCACCUACCAUCAGAUUCCUCUGCUCACACUUGACUGGAACAGUGACAAACCGCAGCAGUUGGGGACUGCUGAUGUGGAUGACAUCUGGACUGGAACAGCUAAAAUGACCUUGUCAAAAGCGUCAGAAGAGAAUACACGGUCGGUUAAUGAUAUGUGGGAGACCUUUCUUAACGGUGCAGGUAAUACCAACAAAAAAGAAACCUCCGAGUGCAAUGUAUGGCAGGAUUUUCUUAAUGGGCCGAGCUGUAGGGACCUUUCUGGUGUUCCGGAGUCAGUGUGGCUGCAGACAGCAGCGUCGGUGUCUCCCUCAAGUGAUAAGGAGCCCCAAAUCCAAUAUGCAGCAAGCAGUCAAGAGUUUCCAGAAUUUCAAGUGGGCACAACUACACCCACCACCUUACAUGCGUACACCUUAGCUGCAUGUCAGCCGCUGUCUGACACACUGCCGGCUAAUGUCGCCUUGAACGCUGAAGACCAGCAGCCAGCAGAGGCGUGUGUCAGCAGCCCCGGAGAUGACAACACAGCGACACACGCUGCAUCCCAAAGGUCACAGACAAACUCUGUAAAAGACACUUCGCAGGAAUUUAACCUCGAGGGGGCACCGCCUGUGUCCGAGCACUCUGUUGACAGUUCAGCCGAGUGUCGCGAGCAUGCGGUCCGGGAGCGAGAAAGAGAAGGAAUAAUAGGAGGAGCAGAUGGAAGCCGAGGAGAUGAGCCCUUCACAUCGCACACAGCUGACUUAGUAACAAGCUCAGGGGAGUCGGAGACAACAGACAUGACAGCAAUGCCAGAGUCUCAGAAUGCCAGCGCCGUUGAUAGGAUCUCACAGGGAGCCAGGCUGGAUGAGGGUCUUUCUUCCAGCGAGGAAGGGGAGGUUACAGGUACUGCACACAAUGCCAUAGAUGACAUGCUGGCAUUUAGGGAGACAAUCAGACAGGGGACAAAGGAUGGGGCGAGGUAUGUCUAUUCCACAUCCAGACAAGGAGAGGAGGAAGAGAUCACGGCAAACUAUAAGCAAAAUAAAGCAGAGAAUACAGACGAGGUGAUAUUUAGGCCGCAGAAAACUCAAGAGCGUGAAAUCUCCCAAAGGUGUGGAGAUGAAAUGCAGUGUGAGAGCCAAAACAGUGAAAAUCCAUUACAGGAAAGUCAGUGUGGGGAAAAUGAAAUAAGACCUGCACAGUCACAUGCAGAUGGAUUUGAUCCAAAGCAAACGUGUGAGGAAAAUUUAGAGGAAAAUAACAUCAUGGCAACUGAACUGAAGGAAGGUGUUCAAGCGCUGGAAGAAACGGAGGCGGAAACCUGUACAGCAAGAGGAGAAACGAAGAGAAUAAUUAGUGCAAGCGUGGAAGUCAUCCAGGUAUUAGAUGAGCAAGCUUUACAGCUGAAUUCAUCACGGCAGAUGGGUAGCGCAUCAAUAACCUUGGAAGGACGUGAUAAACAGUCGAACCAAGCAGGUGAAGAGCUCUACAUUCAGAGGAGGGAGCAGUCAGGACAAACAGAGGAAAGUGUACUGAAAUCUGAAGCAGGUGAACCAGAGGGAAAAAGCUUGACUUGUGACAGAAAAAUUAAGGAACAGCAACAAAUAAACCCAUCAACUUGGACAACAUUGGAAUCAGAAGUUCCCCAAAGUGACCACGACAGAAUCAGACAUGGUCCAACAGAUACAUGCAACCCAAAGCCCUUGAAGGCGGUUGAGCCGAGAUGGACUCACUCGCAAGAAGACGUGAAGGGUCAGAAAGAGGAGGUAGGUGGUGAAAUAAACCCAGAAGGAGUAACAGCAAAGGAGAACGUUGCAAAGGAAGACACUUCAACGAAACAUCAACCAGAGAGAGCAGAAGAAGGUAUGAGUCAGGAAGACAAAGAGGAGAGGGUGAGUAUUGGAGAGCUGAAAAUAGACGCGAUGAGGGUGCUGAUGGGUAAAGUGGAGAGCCCUCGGGGGGAGAGGAAGAAUGCACCGGCUGGAUUGAGAGAGGUGUCACCAGAAGUUGAGAGCUCUCCACGUGUUGAAUGUAAAAAACUGUCAGAUGGAACAAAAGACUCUAUUACAGGAGAAAAGGCUGGAUCACUUGAAGCGAUGGAGUCGGGACUGUUUGCAGAAAGAUUUGGAGAAGAUCUGGUCAGAAGGAUUUGGGAAGAGGUCUUCGGUCAAGAGGUGCAAGUCGCUGAAAGGGACGCUAAUACUGUUGGUGGACUGGGGCUGAUGGAAGACAGCCACCUUCUUUAUGAGAAUGACGCUUUUGAUUCAGGUGUAUUUUCCUUGACAGACCAACCAACAGAUCCAAAUUUAAGUCUCUGUCAAGUCCUAGAGCAAACCUUAGUGACUGAAGCCAAUGACUUCUCUCCAGAGGUGAGAAGCGAUCCACUUACCACAACAGAGCAAAUUCCCCUUCCCUCUAAAUUACAGACAGAUUUGAAUUCAAGUGCUCAUUUUAGUCAAGACUUAGCCGCCACUUUAGCCGCUCCUCGCGUUCAGCCAUUGACUGAAUCAGCUCUCGGCUCUCCGACGGAUCAGGAACACUACUCUCAAAUAAAAGAAAGAUCAGUCACUCGUCAGGAGACAGCUAGACAAAUAGAAGACUGUGUAGUCGCCCACAAAGAGAGUUUUAAUCGAUCGGCCCACCCAUCUCACAAACAUCCCAGUUCUUCCUCUGAGAAAUUAAAAGAGUCCGACGGUCUCGUAUGGUGGAGUUUAUUAUACGUCCUCAGUCACGUCACCAGACUUCUAAUCUGCGCCCUGCUAGUCGGCGGAUUCUUUGUCAUUGUUUUCCUCUAUGAUUUCCCAGCAUUCUUUGCUCUCUACCUAUUUUCUGUGUGUUGGUGGUUUUAUAAGUGGAAGAGACACCAGGUGACGGUGAAAAAGGUGAUGGUGGGAUGAGUUGAAGAGCGCUGUGUGUCGCAUCCGUAUGUCAUAUCCUCAUACUGUAAAUUCAACCUGGUGAGAUAAUAAUUGGGUGAUGACAAGUAGCUGGAUUAACACAUCUAAUAAAACACAAAAUGCCAUACGCAGUGCUAAAAGUGUGUUUGGUUGUGCAUUCUUAUUUGUGAUAGUUUUUUCCAGAUCUUAAGUGAAUUCGUGCGGUGGUUUCCAACGUUUUUUGGCUUGUGAAAGCUCAUGCAUUUGUCCACCAGUUCAAUCAAAAAGUGUUUCUUUGUUUGAGAAAAAAAAGAGGAAAAAUGGAAACAGAAAUUGGUGUAUCACAGUAAUAUUUUUCCAUUAUUGUCUCGUGGCCUUUAAAAAUGGUCUUUGAAGUUGGUUUUGUUUUGCUAAUUAAAUGAACCGUUUAGGCAAUUACACACUCAUAAUUAAAUAAAAGUACAUUUUAAAAAGAAAAUCACUAUUAUUCACCUGUGGUUGAAUGUCUCUGUUAACACAGAUUUAGUGUUUAUGUGUAUGAUUUGCUGUGUGUUAUGGGCCCAAUACCAUGUUACCUAAAGGAACAAAGUGACUGUCCUUGAUUUUCUUUAAUAAAAGAAAUUCAGGUGACUGAA
This is a messenger RNA of Stegastes partitus (bicolor damselfish), 4962 nucleotides long. RefSeq names its product protein phosphatase 1 regulatory subunit 3A-like. NCBI's taxonomy places the organism in Eukaryota, Metazoa, Chordata, Actinopteri, Pomacentridae. The coding region runs from base 347 to 4348 and encodes 1333 amino acids. The record is from RefSeq and is a predicted model, not a curated record. Gene Ontology annotation, molecular function: protein phosphatase 1 binding; glycogen binding. The transcript has 4 exons. Gene Ontology annotation, cellular component: protein phosphatase type 1 complex. Gene Ontology annotation, biological process: regulation of glycogen biosynthetic process.